Dreissena polymorpha is the source of this 1187-nucleotide messenger RNA. RefSeq names its product calmodulin-like. The transcript is spliced from 6 exons. Gene Ontology annotation, molecular function: calcium ion binding; enzyme regulator activity. The record is from RefSeq and is a predicted model, not a curated record. NCBI's taxonomy places the organism in Eukaryota, Metazoa, Mollusca, Bivalvia, Myida, Dreissenidae. Bases 124 to 573 code for a protein of 149 amino acids.
UCGUUCCGAUGCUUAUCAAUAAUUAAAUCUCAAUCAGGUUUAUAUCAAUACACGAUAGCGAUUAAAUAAACAAAAAGGAAUAUCUUUGCAAAUCAAUCACGUGCAUGCUUGUGGAUUACAAACAUGGCUAGUCAUUUUACCGAGGAUGAGAUUUCUGAACAUUUUCAUGUGUUUCGAACCUACGACCGGACAAAAGAGGGCCGGAUGCAGAUAUGCGAUGUGCCAGCGGCUAUGAUCGCUCUCGGUCACAAUCCGACAGAGAGAGAACUGCAAAAACUCAUACACGACAUACCAAGAGACGGCAGAGACUACUUUGAGUUUCCGGAGUUUCUGACCCUAAUGGCGCGACAUAUCCAGGCCAUGGAACCAGAAGAGACGCUCCGUACCGCUUUUCGAGUCUUCGACAAGGACGGAAACGGUUAUCUCAGCGCCCAAGAGCUGAAGAUGACGAUGACGCUGUUGGGAGCCCAGAUGAGCCAAUCAGAGAUCGACUACAUGAUCUCCGUUACAGACGUGGAUGGGGACGGGCUGAUUAAUUAUGAUGAAUUCAUAAGAAUUAUGAUGAGCAAAUGAGGGCUGCGUUCAGCGUGCUGCACGUGGCUCCGGACAUUCGGCGUGCGCGUGCAAUGUACACUGGUGGUCCAAAGUGUAUUUCCUCUCGUUUGAUUUGAAACAACUCUGUUCAGGCAUCAUCAAUAUGUGAUUUUUGUAUAUAAAAAAUCAGUAUCGUAAAAGAUUAAACUGACUGAGUCCGUCAUAGUAAACGUCCAACGAAAACUAUGAUACGAUAUAAUUUUUGAAGAAGUGUAGUAGACAAGCACCCACCUCAAGGCCAGCAUUUUUUAAUUUGUUUUACGGGAAAUUUUACAAAAAAUUGAGUCGGGGGAUAAAUAAAAAUAAAAUCAUGAAAAGUGAGCAUUCUACCAAAAAAAACCAAAAAAACUGUCUAAACUGAUUUUUUUUUGAAAAUUUAAAAUUAAGCCAAUUUAACCUUAUGUAAACUUGCAUUAACCUUUAAGUGUUCUAUAUAUCUUAUUACACUGUUGUAGAAGCUUUUUUAUAAUAAUAGUAAACAUAUUUUUAUAUAUAUGUAUAUGUAAAAGCACCUUUCGCAUGUAUUAUACUAUAUUGCUUCAAUAGAGACCAUUAACCACGCCAGGUGUGUAGUGUAUUAUAGUGAUCGUUAA